Messenger RNA from Rhea pennata, 3942 nucleotides. RefSeq names its product polypeptide N-acetylgalactosaminyltransferase 17 (gene GALNT17). Gene Ontology annotation, cellular component: Golgi apparatus. Lineage: Eukaryota; Metazoa; Chordata; Aves; Rheiformes; Rheidae. Gene Ontology annotation, molecular function: polypeptide N-acetylgalactosaminyltransferase activity. The record is from RefSeq and is a predicted model, not a curated record. The coding region runs from base 35 to 1831 and encodes 598 amino acids. The transcript is spliced from 11 exons. Gene Ontology annotation, biological process: protein O-linked glycosylation.
GGCGGCGGCUCGAGUUGCCACGCGGGGAAGUUUGAUGGCUUCUUUGAGGAGGGUCAAAGUGCUGCUGGUGCUGAACCUCCUCGCCGUGGCCGGCUUCGUGCUCUUCUUGGCCAAGUGCAGACCCAUCGCCGUCAAGAGCGGAGAUUCCUUCCGCGAGAUCCACCCCAGGGCCGAAGCGGCCAACUUGACCGCCCGUGGCAGCAACUCCAUCCAGGAUGCGGUGCUGAAGAGACUCUCCCUCCUGGAAGACAUCGUCUACAGGCAGCUAAAUGGUUUGUCUAAGUCACUUGGUCUCAUUGAAGGCUACGGUGGACGUGGCAAAGGUGGGCUUCCAGCCACCCUGUCCCCUGAGGAGGAAGAAAGAGCUAAGGGACCACAUGAGAAAUAUGGCUACAACUCCUACCUCAGUGAGAAAAUUUCACUGGAUCGAUCCAUCCCAGAUUAUCGUCCAACCAAGUGCAAAGAGCUGAAAUACGCCAAGGACCUACCCCAGAUCUCCAUUAUCUUCAUCUUUGUGAACGAGGCGCUGUCGGUUAUUCUGCGAUCGGUGCACAGUGCUGUGAAUCAUACGCCGGCUCACCUCCUCAAGGAGAUAAUCCUUGUGGACGACAACAGUGAUGAAGACGAACUGAAGGCGCCCCUGGAAGAGUAUGUCAAUAAACGAUACCCGGGACUUGUGAAGGUAGUACGCAACCAGAAGAGGGAAGGCCUUAUCCGAGCUCGUAUCGAAGGCUGGAAAGCUGCCACUGGCCAGAUCACUGGGUUCUUUGAUGCCCACGUGGAGUUCACUGCUGGCUGGGCUGAGCCAGUACUUUCGCGCAUUCAGGAAAAUCGCCGGAGGGUCAUUCUUCCCUCGAUAGACAACAUCAAGCAGGACAACUUCGAGGUGCAGCGUUACGAGAACUCUGCCCACGGGUACAGCUGGGAGCUGUGGUGCAUGUACAUCAGCCCCCCCAAGGACUGGUGGGACGCCGGCGACCCCUCGCUGCCCAUCAGGACGCCAGCGAUGAUCGGUUGCUCGUUUGUUGUGCACAGGAAGUUCUUUGGAGAGAUAGGUCUUCUUGAUCCUGGAAUGGACGUGUAUGGAGGAGAGAACAUAGAGCUGGGUAUCAAGGUGUGGCUGUGCGGGGGCAGUAUGGAGGUCCUGCCGUGUUCGAGAGUGGCUCACAUCGAGCGCAAGAAAAAGCCCUACAACAACAACAUUGGUUUCUACACAAAGCGCAACGCCCUGCGAGUUGCUGAGGUCUGGAUGGAUGAUUACAAAUCGCACGUCUACAUCGCGUGGAACCUGCCACUGGAGAAUCCAGGUAUUGACAUUGGGGAUAUCUCUGAGAGAAAAGCUUUAAGGAAGAGCUUAAAGUGUAAAAAUUUCCAGUGGUAUCUGGACCACGUUUAUCCAGAAAUGAGAAGAUACAACAACACCGUUGCUUAUGGCGAGCUACGAAACAACAAGGCGAAAGAUGUGUGUCUUGACCAGGGCCCCCAAGAGAACCACACAGCGAUACUGUAUCCGUGCCACGGCUGGGGACCUCAGCUUGCACGCUACACCAAGGAGGGAUUCCUUCAUCUUGGUGCCCUUGGGACCACGACUCUUCUACCCGAUACUCGCUGUCUGGUGGAUAAUGUGAAAAGUCAUUUCCCUCAGCUCCUUGAUUGCGAAAAGGUCAAGAGCAGCCUCCAUAAGCGCUGGAAUUUCAUACAGAAUGGUGCCAUCUUGAACAAGGGGACCGGACGUUGCUUGGAAGUGGAGAACAGAGGAAUGGCCGGCAUUGAUCUGAUUCUUCGCAGCUGCACAGGACAAAGAUGGACAAUUAAAAAUUUCAUCAAGUAAAAGGAGGAAGAUUCCGAAGAGUUUCACUUGAAACACAGCUGACUUGGACUGAUGAGACUGGACUCCUUUGGAAAGGAAGAAGUAUCAAAACAGAGCUUUAUUCAUGUUAUUAGGAGAGGACAUGGGGAAAAUGGGCAUUUGUGUCUUUUUAUUUUUAUUCUAUGUUUGUCUCCCACAGCUGAUUCUGACUGAGUGAAAUUGGGUCAGAACUGCUAUUUUCUUCUAGCAAGCGCUCUAAAAGGUAUCAGUUAUUUCUGCUGGAAUGACUGUAAUAAGCUCAUGCAGUCUUGUGAUCAUUUUACUGACAGGGAAUGGUUGCAUUCCUGGAUGACUUUGAGCUCUUAUAAAGGGCUGGGUAGGUUUACAAUAUGAUCGGAGUAACAGACUUUGGAUAUACCUGCCUGGCAAGUGAGACCACUUGUGUGCUUGAGGAAGGGGAAAUGUCACCAAGCCCCAAAUGAGCUGUAUUCAAAUGACUUGGUGUUCUGCUAAGUCCUCGCUCUCUUUUCCCUGUCUCACCCCUGCUUCCACCAGCCUGUUUCUUGACUCUUGGAGAGGCCUGCAUUAAAGCAAAGCUCUCAGAGACCCGCUGUAGCUCCUAUAGGUCUUUCCCAUCUACCCUUAAUCAUAGACAUUGUUACACAAAAUCGUACAGAAUAAAAAUACUGGUCUUGUAUUUGUCCCUUCCCCACACACAUGCACUGCUGUUGGCCAAUCCAGUCCCACACAAUGUGGGUCCCACUCCCACAUGAAGUGUCCUGAAGAGGUUCCUCUUGGAAAAGGCCUUGGAUGUUUUCCCACAGGCUGCUGCCCUCCGGCUCAGGUAAGGGUUGACUGCCCAUUUUGGGAUUGGUCUUCCACAAUGCUGCUGAGGAGAGGUAGCAUGAUGCUUCCUGCCCUGUUGGUGACCCAGCAGUUGGACAGCAAGAUGUUGCCCAUCUGGGAGCAUGGUGAACUGACCCACCUUGCUCUCCCAGCUGAGCAGCUAGCCUAGGAAUGGCCCUUUAGUGGCCCACCUUUAUGCUUUUACUGCUCUUCUAAAAGUGAGGAAGGAUUCACUAGUGUGUGGAACAUGCUGAGAAGAGGUAACACGAAAGGUUCAGGCUUCCCUCCCAUGGAGGCUUUAGAAUUUGUUUUCAAAGAAUCCUUGCUCUGAAUCAAGACAGUAAUAAUAAUAGUCUCCUUGCCUUUGUGGUGACUUAAUUCUCUUCCUGAGGCUUAAGCACACCUAUCCUGCCUGGUCAGUGUAUGACUGUGGUCAAGGCCCACUCCAAACAGCGCUUGCAUCUGCAGUCUUUCCUGAGUAAUGGUGAAAUAAGUGAAGGGGGAGAGAGAAAGAGAGAGACUAAUAGAUAGCAGUUUGGUGGAAACUCUUGACUUUGCAGUUGCCUGAGGCUUAAUAAUACAUCACCACAGUGGUGAUAGCCUCGCUUGCUUUUCCUGGCCCAUAAGAAUCUACUCAGCUGUCAUGGGAGACCAUUGAUUUGGGGUCCUGAUAUCAGGCUGACUGAGAAAAGGAAACAUGGUCAUGCAAGUUGGUGUUAUACAUGGAUGCUAGACUAGUCCACAGCAGGCUUCAUUCUUUGGAGAGGAGAAGCUAGCCCAUCUCCUGUCCUUCUCAUGGAAUAAUACUUUUUCUGGUUGCCCUCUGGCUAGGGUGUACUAAAAUAUGUUAAUAUAUGAGAUGUAUGUGUAAAUAUGUUUCCCAAAGACGGGAUGUGCACAGUGUUGUUUGCUGCAGAGCACUCAUGCCUGUCUUCCAUUUGCAUCAGGAUGAAGCUACCUUGAUGUUUAAUGAGUUUAAUUUUCAAUGCCAUGAAGCUGAUUUAUAACUGAUGUUUUAGUAAUUUAUUGAACAGAAGCAGAUAUAUUUCAUCGUUCCUUCUACAGCAACGAGCAUCACAUAGGACUAAUUGUUCACUUAUGCUUGACAGGACUUCCUCAUUCAUCAGGGUGGUUUCUGAUUUUUUUUUUCUCUUGCCUACCUUAAUGAAGUAAAACUUCUUAGUUGUCCUGGAUUGCAAAGUAGGGAGUCAAUGUAGAAUUUUGCUCUCUUAUUCGCUGUUGCAUCAUCUCUUGUGUAAUAAAUUUUAGCACUUAAAAAAACAACA